Messenger RNA from Lycium barbarum (goji berry), 1818 nucleotides. RefSeq names its product protein DETOXIFICATION 18-like. Gene Ontology annotation, biological process: xenobiotic detoxification by transmembrane export across the plasma membrane. Lineage: Eukaryota; Viridiplantae; Streptophyta; Magnoliopsida; Solanales; Solanaceae. Gene Ontology annotation, cellular component: membrane. Gene Ontology annotation, molecular function: antiporter activity; xenobiotic transmembrane transporter activity. The coding region runs from base 93 to 1580 and encodes 495 amino acids. The transcript has 7 exons. The record is from RefSeq and is a predicted model, not a curated record.
UUAUGUUUUCAGAAUUCACUACACUCUCAACAAAGAAGUAACUCAAUCAUACUAUUAUUGAGUAUUAUUCAUACUACCAUCACGUUUUCAUAAUGACAAUAACUAAUAUGAAUGCCCCAUCUCCAGAGGAGAUUGUUGUCCAGCCACAGCCAGCACCAGCAUUGCCUGGUGGUGAGCAAAAGGACAAUUCGUCAAACAAGUGUUGUCUAAAGAUUAUCGACUGUAAAGAAGCAAAAAAUCAGGUGUUAUUUUCCGUGCCAAUGAUCGUCGUGAACGGUUGUUUCUACUUCAUCAACCUUGUGUCUGUCAUGUUUGCCGGUCACCUUGGCAAGCUUGAGCUUGCUGCCUCAAAUCUUGCUAAUUCAUGGGCAAUGGUUACUGGUUUCUCUUUCAUGGUCGGCCUAAGUGGCGCACUUGAGACAUUAUGUGGCCAAGGAUAUGGAGCAAAACUGUUCAGGAUGUUGGGAAUACAUCUUCAAACAUCAUGCAUCAUAUCAUUCUUCUGUUCUAUUGUGGUUUCCUUCAUCUGGUGGUAUUCCGAUAAGAUCCUGAUUUUACUUGGUCAAGAUCCUCUCAUAGCUAGAGAAUCAGGGGUUUUCUUGAAGUUCCUUAUACCUGGAUUGUUUGCAUAUGGUUUAUUGCAAAACAUUGUGAGAUUUCUUCAAGCACAAUCAAUCAUCUUGCCUCUGGCUUGCUUUUCGGUUGCAGCUUUAGUUGUCCACAUUGGCAUUUCAUAUGCUCUGGUUCAUUGGACCAGUCUUGCUUUCAGAGGAGCCGCAUUAGCAGCUUCAAUUUCGUUUUGGAUCUCAUUUGUCACGCUGAGUCUAUAUGUGCUUUUCUCCAAGAGAUUCAGCCAUAUAAGGCCGGAAAGUUUCUCAACCGAGCCAUUUCAUUAUAUUCUUUCAAACUUGAAGCUGGCUUUGCCCUCUGCUGGCAUGGUGUGCUUGGAGUACUGGGCUUUUGAGAUUCUUGUGUUAUUAGCUGGUUUGAUGCCAAAUUCAGAAACAACUACUUCUGUCGUCGCAAUGUGUGUAAAUACAGAAACCAUAGCCUACAUGAUAUCUUAUGGUCUCAGUGCUGCUGCAAGCACAAGGGUGUCAAACGAGAUAGGAGCAGGAAAUAUUGGCAAAGCUAAGCAAGCGAUGGCGGUUACUCUCAAGUUAGCUAUUCUUUCUGCCCUUAUAGUUGAUACGGCUCUAGGUUUUGGUCACAAAUACUGGGCAAACCUCUUCAGUGACAACGCAGAGAUUAUCCACAGAUUUUCCUCAAUGACACCUCUCCUUUUAGUCUCUUUCUUGUUCGAUUUCAUACAAGGAAUUCUAUCAGGAGUGGCAAGAGGAUGUGGAUGGCAGCGUUUCGCUAUGUGCAUCAACUUGGCAACUUUUUAUUGCGUUGGCAUGCCAAUAGGCGCUGUCCUGGCUUUCAAGUUCAACUUUAGUUAUAAGGGUUUAUGGAUAGGGUUGAUUUGUGGUCUAGCCUGCCAAUCUUCUGGAUUGUUGCUCCUGACAUUAUUUUCAAGAUGGGGAAAAGCAGAUCAGGUCUCAAAAACUAGCAAUAGAGAAAAUGAACUCCAGGCUUAAAUUAAGCAUAGAGUUCAUGAAAUCCACUUGCAUUGAUCAUUGGUAAUUAGUUAAUUCAUCAGUUUUGUAAUUUGAGAACAUUUUUGACUUGUCUACAUAGUUUUAGAAUAAAUCGCAUAUCUAGGCAUUAUUUUUUGCGCUUAUGAAGGUCAGUAUCAGUCCUUAAGUGCAUUUAUUAUUUUGUAUCUGAAUCUUAAUUGAGGACUUUUGUCAAAAUAGCUUUUCAGAAAAAUAUUUU